AUGAAUGUUGACUGGACUGCUCUGCCUGACAUAGUCUGGUAUUCUAUCUGUGAAUAUCUGCCAAAACUAACGGAUAUUCUUCAUCUAUCGAAUACAAAUCACCAUUUGUAUAAUCUUGUGGAAAAUAAUUCAUUCUGGAGGCAUCUUAUUCGAAUACGUUAUGGUUCAGUUCUAUUACAACGUUACUGUGAUGAAAUCUUCUCGAAUACGAACAAUUGUGAUUAUCUGUGUUCGUCCACUGAAAAUUUUAGUGAAUUUCAAAGACAAUAUUCGCAAUUACCUGCAGCUAUUCUACGCAAUGGUUGGAAUCUGAUUGUUACAGAUGCACAAAACGGAAAUAUGAAGGGAUUUGCUGCUGCUAAACGAGCGAAAUUUUACCUACCCAAAUAUUCUUCGCUUUUAAAAAUGGCUAUCGACGAGAAGACGUUCCGAUCUGCGAUCUGUCAACAGAAUCAAACUAUUCUAUCGAAACUUAUCUAUAAUUACCUAUCAAAAAGAAUCCGCUUAUCAUUCGCCUAUGAAACAUACACUUGUUUCGAUACAAUACGAAUUAACGAACAACAUCGUCCGAAAACGAUUGCUGAUACGGCAAGUGAGUAUGGUGUGAUUGGUAUCUUUGAUUCGAAAUGGUUGGCAGCUGUACGAGGAGAAUUUUCAUCGGUUUUACCCGGUCGCUAUGCGAUCUAUUGCCGAAUAAAACUACAAUUACUACGUUGUGACCAACCGAGUGAAGAAGAUCAAUUCACUGGUGAGUUCACAUGCAUACCCGAAUUUGGUCUAAUGAGUUCGUUCGAAUGGGAUCAAGAUUGGUUUGAUUUACACUAUGUUAUGAAUAAUAGAAAUGAAACGAUAGAGAACGCUACUUGUCAAUGGUUCGAAGAACAUAUGGGAUUGAUUACUGUAUAUGAACUAUCAAAAAUUUAUUUCGGUUUUCGAAUCUGGCAGAUACCGUAUAGAAAGUAUUCAGUUAUGUGUGAUUAUAUUGAAUUGAAAGUCGUUGAGUAA
Messenger RNA from Adineta ricciae, 1005 nucleotides. Lineage: Eukaryota; Metazoa; Rotifera; Eurotatoria; Adinetida; Adinetidae. The record is from the annotation of a GenBank genome assembly.